UGACCCGGAAGGGCUCCCGGCGCAUGUCGCGGAAGGCAGGCGGACUGAGCGAGGCGGCCGCUCCUGCUUAGGCUGCCCGGGGCCGGGGGGAGAUGAUGGCCACGUUCUUCGGCGAGGUGGUGGCGCCGCCGUCCCGCGCUGGCGACGACGACGACGACGAAGAAGAAGAGGCGGCGGCGGCCCUGGAGCGCGAGGAGACGCCGGAAGAUCGCGAGAUUCGCCAGCAGCUGGAGAAGAAAAGGGAAGUUCACAUCCUCUGGAAUCCAACAUCUACUGCAUCUAAUAACGAGCAGUUUCCUUGCUCAAAGUUCGUAUUGGCUGUAGGGCAUAACGCAGUAGCAUUCUUGUCUUCCUUUGUUUUGAAUUCUGGAAGCUGGGAAGUCGUUGGAUCUCUCAAAUUGUGGAAUGAGUGGUGCAGAACAUCAAAUACGACCAAAGUCCUUCCAACAGAUUCUUUCUGUUUGUUCUAUCGGUUGAUUUCCGAUCCCACAGUUUUAUUGUGCCAGUGCAAUUGUUACGUGGCAGAGGACCAGCAGUUUCAGUGGCUUGAAAAGGUUUUUGGAUGCAUGCAGAAGACGGAUUUGCAAGUGCUUGUUCUUUCAACGUGCUCUGUUACGGAAUAUAAAACAACAGAAUCCACUCUAACACUUCCUUCUCCUUUUCUGAAAGCAUUAAAGACAAGCACGUUUGAAGAUAAAGUCUGCUGUUCAUUACUAGAACAGCCAAAUAUUGCACGGGACCUCCCUGCUGCAGUUCUCAGUUACUGUCAAGUGUGGCAGAUCCCUGCAGUGCUUUAUCAGUGUUACACUGAUAUCAUCAAACUGGAUUUGGUAACAAUUGAAGCUUUCGAGCCUUUGCUAUCUUCCAGAAUCCUGAAGGGUUUGGUGAAGGACAUUUCAAGAAACACAGAAAUAUUGAGAAAAGUGGUGACAACAAAUGAAAUUGAUAACAUCUACACUUAAAAUGGAGAAUUGUCUUGGAUACUUUCAAAAUCCAGUAUUUUGUCAACUGCAGCUACUUUGCCUGGAAGCAUUUGGGACUUGUAGUUCCUUUAGAAGUGGAAUGUGUUAUCUUUUGUACCAUAUGCUGACUGUUGUGAAGGGGGUGGGGUGUUACCAGCUAAAAUGAAUUAAAAAGAGACAUUUUUAUUUUUCACAAACUCAAGUCAUUUUUUUUUAUUUUUGCCAUGAGCAAAGGCAACUCCUUACAUUCUUCCACCAGUAAUCAAAUUAUAUUUUAAUGCAGCAAAAUAAUUGUAGUGGAUGUGGCAAAGCCUCUGUCUGUAAUUGACUUGGGUUGGCCUCCUACCACAGAAGCAGGGCAGGCAGCAAAGCCUGUGGAUGCUGUUAGUUGAAGUGCUUAGGUUCUAGAGAUAGGCAAGGCAGGCAAAAUAGUCUAAUAAGAUGCAAGGACAUAGGAAGCAAGCACCUGAUGACUGAGAAGGCAGGAGGCUAAGCAAGGCUUAGGAGAAGAGGGUGGGACUUUUAAGAGAAAGUGGCCCAGAGGAAUUUCUUUAUGGGGAAGGAAAAGAAGUAAAAUGGUGAGAAUGGACAGGUAGGUAGAGUGGCCACUUACAUUUCCUCUUUUGUUGGCAGUGUUUAUCACCACAUAAGGAGACAUAGAUUUGCAUAGGAUAAUUUACAUGUGUAGAUUCAGAAACAGUUGCUAUCAUUUCAGUAGAAAAAAGGAUCCGUCCCACAAUAGCAAGGAAGAUUGACCUGUGCAUUUAUUCAGUCUGUUUUCUAUAGGUAAACUAUAAACAGGCAACUUCAAGGUCCCUAUUCUUCCUUUUGUGUGUUAAAUAUCUUUAUAAACUGGACUUCGAUCAGAUGGCCAUUCAAAACAGAGAACUCCUUCCAAUUGAAGCUUUUCCUUUGUUAAGAAGUACCUAUGUCAACACUAUAGCUAGGACACAAGCUCAGGGACAGGAAUUGCAAAGUGUGGAAUAGCUAAUGUUGCUUGAAAUAGCCGGUUAAACCUCUGUCUGCAGGCUUCUAUAACUGUACAAAACAACUUUACCUUGUUACUUAAUAGCCAGUUAAGUUUUUCAGUUACAUUGCUUUCAAAUAAUAAAACCUUAUACUGUACUAAGAAAUUGUCCUAUGAAGCUUGUUUUGCCCCUUUGAAAUUCUGCAGUUUCCUGCCUUAGGUGGUGGCUGCAAAGAGAACAUAGGUGUCCAUAAGCAGCACAAAGUGUGGGAUCUGGAGCUGAGUUAGGGAGCUGUCGACUCAACAAGGCUGCAAAGAAGACUGAGAAAAUAAUGUCCUCACUGCCAGUCUCUCUUUACUCCUGUUCUUAGUCACUUACGGUUGUAUCAUCUCCUUCCUUUCAAAUAAGUUGCUAAGGAUAAAGCAUUCUGGGCAAUCAAACAGGUUGGUCUUGCUCAUUCAGGGAUUCCCCCUGGGUUUACUGGCUCUCUCUGCCCUGAGGCUCAGGAAGCAAAGUGUGGCUUGGGUGUGGUCAGAUGGCCUAUGAACAUGGUGAGACAACCAUGUUGAGGCACUUUAGGACCACCUUCAGACUGCCAGGACUGCUGAGGUUCUCCCUAGGGUCCCACCCUGCCUCUUCAGAGGAGGCCUCUCCAAGGUCUGCAAUGGGCAGGAUCCCAAAAAGAUGCAACUUGCCUUUCAAAUAAAGACAGUGAGCCUCCCAUGAACCUGCUAGACUGGGAACAUUUUUCUGCACCUUGUCUUGAACCUUAUGGAGGGGUGCUAGUGAAUGCUCUAUGUUAGUAAUUAUGGAUGGAAUUCAAUGUUGUUCUAAGACAAUUGUUCCAUUGGUGCUCAUCUAAUGGAACCAUCUCCUCUCUCCUCCCUGCACACUGUUCUGGGGGUUCUCUCAACACACACCCCUAGGGCCAAUUGGGGCAGGGGCAUGUUCAGGGGGAGGAGAGAUGGGAAAGCACUGUCAUGCUGCUAUUCUGGAUCUUAUUUAUUAAGUUAAUAUACUGCUCAUCACAAGACCAUGAGGCAAUUUACAACCUAGAAUACAAAGGUCAAUAAAUAU
This is a messenger RNA of Zootoca vivipara (common lizard), 3007 nucleotides long. It is a transcript of the gene PSMG1, whose product is annotated as proteasome assembly chaperone 1. Lineage: Eukaryota; Metazoa; Chordata; Lepidosauria; Squamata; Lacertidae. Gene Ontology annotation, cellular component: endoplasmic reticulum. The record is from RefSeq and is a predicted model, not a curated record. Gene Ontology annotation, biological process: proteasome core complex assembly. Gene Ontology annotation, molecular function: proteasome binding.